This is a messenger RNA of Solanum tuberosum (potato), 579 nucleotides long. RefSeq lists its product as uncharacterized. The record is from RefSeq and is a predicted model, not a curated record. The transcript is spliced from 2 exons. Lineage: Eukaryota; Viridiplantae; Streptophyta; Magnoliopsida; Solanales; Solanaceae. Bases 1 to 579 code for a protein of 192 amino acids.
AUGAGGUUUUUGAUUAAUUAUUGUGGCAUGCCACUCUUCUUUGGCAGAAUAGAGUUUGCCAUAGUUUCAGGGUUAAAAUGCCAUCCUCCUUCUGAGCCAGUCACUGAAUUCAUAGUAAAAAACGAACCACAGAGACGAAAGAAAGGAGGAAAAGAAGAAACAAGACAGUCAACUGAGGAGCAGGACUUGAUGUCCCUUGUUGGCACAAGCUUCAAAAAUACCGAUUUAAUAUAUUUGUUGAAUGUCGAGGAAACACCAAGGAAGCAGAAGGAGUCAUUGUGCUUACUUUGGUUUGUACAUAAUGUACUUUUGGCCAAAGAUCUCAACAACAACAUAUCCCUUAAAUGGGUGAAUUUAUCUCAGGAUAUUGAGGCUUUCAACAACUAUCCUUGGGGUCAUGAGAGCUUUGAAUUAACAGUCAAAUACUUAUUAAAACCUUUAGGACCAAAGACCAAUAACGUAUUUGUCUUUCCAUGGGCUUUCAUGGCUUGGGCAUUUGAAGUCAUUCCUCAUUUGACCCAUCAAGUAAAUGCAGAAGAAGAGAUCUCAUCUCCAAGGAUAUUGAGAUGGUUGAGAUAA